GAGGGUUGAACAUGGCAGCUUGCAGUGCUCUUGAGCUGGGAGCUGCUUUGGAGGUCUUGGACUGGAUUCAGGAGCCCAUGCAGGAUGCCGAGGACGCCUACGAUCAGGGCUACGAAUAUGUGCGGCACAUCAUCCUGGAGGCUUGGGCGAACACCAAGGCGAGCGAUCGGGAGCUUUUGGCUCCGUUCCUGGACCUUUUGACCAGUCUUAAGUGUCGUUCCGAGGUCCCUGUCAAAACUGCGGUCCCGGCAGGUGGCUUCCACAGCUUUCGUACAUGUCUGGAGGAGCGGAACCAUCAUGUCAGGAUUUUGCAGGACCGGGCACUUUGGCUUUGGGCCAUAGUCCCGAAAUGGGGCGCGGCCCGAUGGAGCGUGCAGUAUCUGCUCAGCAUGGUGGACAUUGCCCCUCAGGAGGUUUCUCUUAGAGCAGACGUGCUGUUGGGGGCCGGAGUGCCAUCGUGGGCGAUAGAGCUGACGGCGCGAGGAUCAGAAGGUCCGGCACCCCUGGUUUCGGACCAGCCCCGCCGGCGUGGGGAUUUUCCCAAGAGUCCCACGUUGCAGAGGGCCAACUUACAGCUGGCUUUGGAGGCGGCCAAGCCAGCCAACUUGGUGGCCACACUUUCGGCUCUGGAUGCCGACGUGCUGGCGGUUUCCACGGCGUCCAGCAAUGCGUCCCGGGUUCGACUAUAUGAGUCCAUUUGCCGCAUAGCCGAGGUGGAGGCUUGGCCGGUGUCGCAGCGAUCGGCUAGGAUUUUCGCUGGGUGUCUCAAGCAGGGACACUAUCGCAGCAUCAAGGUUUACUUUUCGGCCGUUCUGGGGCAUCAGCUGCGAAUGCUGGGGACAGCGGCACCUCCCGAGGUGCAGCGGUGCAUAACCGACUCGAUCAGGUCGGCUUUGCGGGGCGCCGGUCCCGCACAGCUGAAGGAUCACUUUCACGUGCCAGUUUUGCGGAAGCUUCUGCAGCGCGAGGCUGGGCAGGAUGGCUUCACUCCAUCGAACCCGGCACAUUGGGCCGACGUUUUGCUCAUCUGUUCAUGGUGGAUGUUUCGAGAGGUGGAAGCGUCAGCAGCCCAGGUGAGCCACGUGUCCAUGAAUACUUCGACACAGGAGGUUACGAUUAUGCUCCCGGUCCAGAAGACAGAUGCGAGGGGCAUGUUGUGCAGCAGAACUUUGAAGUGCGCGUGCAGAGUUGCGGUCCAGGACUUGUGCCCCUAUCAUGCUAUGAAGCGGCACCUACUUCGUUUGUCCCAAGGAGGCAGAGAAGCGGUUUCGUCCAGGGCGCCACUCUUCCCGGGGGCGGAUGGCAACGUCAUCACCAAGGACUCCUUCGUGCGGCUGGUGAGGGACACCUUGCAGUCCUGUGGUGUGGAGGUCACCAAGGAGUACGAAGGACAGCUGUUGCAGCGGUUUACCGGCCACAUCGCUCGAGUGAGCGGGGAUCCUCCGCAGCCUGCAGUGGCGCUGGGAAGUGGCAUCCCAGACCUUGCGCCUCCGCGACAGGAGGCCUCGGACGCGGCAGCGGUGGAAGCGUUGGCUCACGAAGUAGCUACCAUGAGGGUGGCACUGGAGGACCUCAGAGGUCGUGAAACCUACAUCGUGCAGGGCCGGACGCGCAAGCAUCACCGGAUUGGUGUGCCAGAGUCGGCUAACUUGCCGGUCGGUUGGUCCACGGUCUGCGGUUGGCGCUACGGGACCAGUCAAUUUCAUCGUGCCUCGUGGGUGGGCGAGUCGGAUGUGCGGUGUCGCCGAUGCUUCCCAGAAUGUUUUGAUCGGACAGAUGGCUCCGAUGCAGAGUCGGCUGACAGUGCCGACAGCGGCUCUGACUCCCAGGAGUCGAGCUCGUCUAGCUCCGACUCGAGCUGA
Messenger RNA from Symbiodinium necroappetens, 1862 nucleotides. The record is from the annotation of a GenBank genome assembly. NCBI's taxonomy places the organism in Eukaryota, Dinophyceae, Suessiales, Symbiodiniaceae.